CUCUACGGAAAGUUCGCAUGGACGCUGCAAAUCCGACGUGGUCGUGGGAUGAACUAGCGACCAAAUUUCUCUGUCCUCGCUUGAAGGACGUGUGUCCUCAUGAGCUCAUGCAGCACCAGCUUCGCGUUCUUCACAUCCUAUACACGGUUACAAUGGUCCAUCGUCAAGAUAAUUUUCUGGAUUGGUUUUACAGGACAAUGGACACUUACGAGGCUGUUCUGCAGUCAGCAAAAACUCAAAUACCACACCCAGGACCGUCUGAUCCUCACUGGCCGCUCACACACGAACAGACAUUUGUUUCAGUCCAUUUUCUUCCUCCUGUUGAAUCUCCAUUGAACUUGCGUUCGGGUGAUUGCUUUUUUCAAGCUCCAGUGAGUAGUCAAAUUGGUAGCUUGUCGUUCAAGUAUGUCAAAGGAGGAAGAGUGGUACCCACCAGUAUUGGCCCACAGUCUUUCAGUGUUGCAUUUACCAGGAAUUACUUACAGCAAAUUAUUUCUAUGCUGUCGCUGUCACAUGAUUUAUCAGAAUGCACUUUUAGUUUGCUUCUAGUUGGAGCAAAGGGACAGAUAGAGAGAUUGCCUCUUUUGGAGUUUGCGACACCACGAUUGAAGGGAAUGUUGUGUGCUAAAGUUUGCGAGCUGUCUGCGGUUGGACAUGAAAAGACAGAAAAUGGUUGUGAGAAGUAUCCAACGUUGGAAGAAGUGGCUGCUAAGCAGCUGGACAUAGUGGAGUCACAAUCAUCUGAUACUUUUCAUGGUCAGAGUAGUGAGGAUAAUCAUGUGGUUUCUUCAAUUGAAAAGCAGCAUUGCAACUUGAAGAAAAACAGUGAUGAGACUUCAAUGAAGAUAUUACAUUGCUAUGAAAAUGGUGUCGGAAAUGCCAAACAAGAUGUUCAACAGUUGUGUCUUGAAAGAGAGAUGGCAAGGCUAAGAACAGAUGUCAAUCAGCUAAGACAUUUGAUGGCUGACAGUCAUUCUGUUAGUAAUAUUGAAAUGGUAGCUGACCUUUCUGAAUCCGAUAGUGUGUCAACAACUCUACAGUCUGAAUCAAAGUUUAUGGGGUGGAAGAGAGACAAUCUUGUAACUCAAGCUCAGAGAUGUUUACCUGCUAAGAUAAAAGAUAUCAGCUUUGGGAUGCGGUCUGUGAUCUCAUCUAAACUCGACACUUUUCACAGUCGGUAUAAAGACUGGCGUCUUGUUGCUGAUGGCUUGGGAUUUUCCAAUGACGACAUCAGGCGUUUCAAUCAGGCAUACAGUGGUGGUAGUGGACAGUCCAGUCCUACAAUGCUUAUGCUGGAAGCAUGUGGAAAUACUGCAUGUGGCCGUUUGGUAAAUAUUCUUGACGAUUUGGAUAUGAUUGAUGUUCUUGAAGUGAUAUGUGAGUUUCAACAGCACAAAGGAAUGAAAACAAAUCAUCUUCGGUCUUCAGGAGACAAUGUGAAAGGACUAGAGAGAGAUCAGUCAUGUAUGUCAACCUUGCUGAACAGAACUGCACAUAGCCCUGAAACAUGCUCCGUAACGUGUGAAUUCAAUCCAGCCUUCAUCGCACAAUCACUGCAAAAUGGUCACGAUCAGCUAAGUGGUGGGUUGCAAGAGGCAGUGCUCUCAGUGUCGUUAUCCAAGCAUUCAGUACAAAUUAGUAGAAAGGAAAGAGAGGAAUACCAGCAAAAUGAACCGUUGUUUUCUGCUAUUGAAGACAUACCACCAGAACGACGCGAUACCAGUGAUCCAGACAUUAUGCAUCUUUAUGAUGAUGAUGCCAGAGAGUUGUGGCUCAAACUGCCAGGCAGUAGACUCGAAAAGAAAUUUUGUGAUUGUUUGCAGCCUUGGAAGGAUAUUUAUACUGGGUUAUGUCACAAAGCUGGAAGAAUCAGUCCCACAGCAGAGAAAGCCCUUUUCUACAUUCUCUGUCCUGAUCGUCACGGUGAUUUUGGUAAACGUAAAGAUUGUGGUGUGAUGGUGAGAAUGGAGGCAUUUACUAGACUAGUCAAAUGGUUUGGACCAUUGACUGGUAACAAACGAGGCUUUAUACAGAAUAUUGAACAACUUGUUAGUAAAUCGCUUGGAGCAAACAAGACGAGUUGGUUUGCUGGCUACAUGAGUCAUGUGGAUGCUUGUGCAAGACUAGAGAACACAGCAUGUGGCACAUUUCUUGUUCGGUUCAGUGAGACGUAUGGUGACAUGGGAGGCUUUGCAUUGGACCUAAUGGCAAAUGGAGAGAUCGAGAGCUUCCAUAUUGACGCUUUGCCUGCUCAAGGUAUAUUGCGUUUUCCUUAUGGGGACCAUAAAGAUGAAGACUUUGAGUCUUUGGUGGAAUUAGUUGAUCAACUGAAGACCAUUCCAAUAUCAACAGAGUGUCCAAUUACAUUAGUUGCAGCAUGCCCUGGUCUUCCAUUUAGCAGAGAAACAAGAGGCUAUCGAAGUAGAGCAAAGUAAGGGAUGCUUUACGUUUCUGUACAACAAAUGAAAAAUGGUAAUAUAUCUGUAUAGUAUCUUCUCUGAAUUUUUUAAAAGUAUUGAAAUGUGGUAGACUAGGAUAUUAGUAUAUGUACAUAGUCUAGAUCUCUACAAUAAUAACAACAAAAUAA
This is a messenger RNA of Corticium candelabrum, 2587 nucleotides long. RefSeq lists its product as uncharacterized. NCBI's taxonomy places the organism in Eukaryota, Metazoa, Porifera, Homoscleromorpha, Homosclerophorida, Plakinidae. The record is from RefSeq and is a predicted model, not a curated record. Bases 18 to 2435 code for a protein of 805 amino acids. The transcript is spliced from 17 exons.